UAUAUAUUAUGUAUAAAUAGAAACCCCAUCAUAUGAAUAUAUGUAUACCUUCUCUCUCUCUUUCUCUAAUUAUUACUUGUAUUAAACUUCGCGUGUAUCCUCAUGGCUUCUCCCUUUCUUUAUGUCCCUUCUAAACACGGCAAUGGAUUACAAAGUUUCACAGAUCCGUUUUACAUGGAGUAUACACGUAAUAUACGAGAGAUGAAGAACGUAAUGAACAGUAUUAUUUUGGCUGAUGAUGAUUAUCGUGAACGCUCCAUAGAAGCUUUGAACUUGGUCAACGCUGUGCUUAGAGUCGGCAUUGAUUAUCAUGUCCAAGAUGAGAUUAAAUCUAUCCUUGAAAGGGAACAUAUAAUUUUCAGUGACCAUAUUAGUAACCAAUAUUUUAAUAAUAUUAAUCAAGACCACCUGUAUGAGGUUUCUCUUCGUUUCCGAUUACUGAGACAAGGAGGUUAUGAUGUCUCUCCAGAUGUGUUUAACGAGUUGAUGAAGGACAAAAAGGGAAAUUUCAAUGUUUUAGUGGAAGAAGACAGAGAGGGACUAAGAGAAUUGUUUGAAGCCUCACAAGUAAGAAUAGAAGGAGAAGAGGUACUAGAGGAAGCUGAAGUGUUCAGUGGCGAACACCUAAAAGAAUGGGCAAAUCUUCAUCGUCAUACGAGUGAAGCUCGAAGUAUUCAAUUAACGUUAGACCAACCUUGUCAUAAAAGCUUGGCCAGGGUCACAUCUCCAAACUUUUUGGACAGUUUCUCAGCCAACACUGCUACCAGAGACCAAGGCUGGACCUGGAUGACCCUUUUAAACAAACUGGUCACAAUGGACUUCAAAAUAGUUCAGUCUAUUCACCAAAGGGAAAUUGUCCUUGUCUCCAAAUGGUGGAAAGAGCUUGGUUUGGCAGAGGAGUUGAAAUUUGCUAGAGACCAACCCCUAAAAUGGUACCUCUGGACAGUGGCAAGUCUACCAGAUCCAAGCUUGUCUGAAGAGAGGAUUGAACUAACUAAACCCAUUUCUCUCGUCUACAUAAUAGAUGAUAUUUUUGAUGUUUAUGGGACACUAGACGAACUCACUCUUUUCACAGACGCAGUUAAUAAUUGGGAAAUUAAAGAGCAGUUCCCCGACUAUUUGAAGAUAUGUUUCAAGGCACUUGAUGAUAUAACCAACAAAAUUAGCUACGUGGUGUACAGAAAACAUGGAUGGAACCCAAUUGACUCCUUAAGAAAAUCGUGGGGAAAACUGUGCAAUGCGUUCUUGUUAGAAGCAGAGUGGUUUGGUUGUGGGAAGUUGCCAAAUGAAGAGGAGUAUUUGAAGAACGCGAUUGUGAGUUCUGGUGUACACGUGGUGCUAGUUCAUAUGUUCUUUCUCUUAGGUGAAGGUAUAUCCAUGGAAGCUGUAAACUUACUGGACAACAUUCCAGGCCUUGUGUCUUCUACAGCAGCAAUUCUUCGUCUUUGGGAUGACUUAGGAAGUGCCAAGGAUGAGAAUCAAAAUGGGCAUGAUGGGUCUUACGUUGAGUGCUACAUGAAAAGACACAAGGAGUGUUCAAUGGGCGAAGCAAGGGAGCAAGUGAUUCGUAUGAUUAAAAAUGAGUGGGAACGCCUCAAUAAGGAGUGUUUCUCGCCAAAACAUUUUCCCAUGUGCUUCAGAAAGGGUUGUCUUAAUGCUGCUAGGAUGGUUCCAGUGAUGUAUGACUAUGAUGAUCAUCAUCGCCUUCCAAGCCUCCAGAAUUAUAUCAACUCACUUCUCUCUCAUCAAACAAUAUAAUACACUCACUACUCACUAUAGUGAUUAUAUAAAUAAAUAAAUAAAUAUGUACUUUGAGGUCUCGUAAUUAAUAAGAUAGAAUGAGUGAUAAUAACUUUUAAUUCUCAAACAUAAAUGAGAAUUGAAAAGACAUAGUGAUUUAUUAAUAAAGAAAAAAAAAUUAAAAUUUCUCGUACUUAAAUUUAUAGCUAGAGUUUCUUUUUUUUUUUUUUGUCAAGCUCGCGACUUUGUUUGGACUUAGGUCCAGUUUGGUUGGAGUUAUGUUUUGCUACUGUUAUUAGAUUUGUUUCUGUGAUAUGGUUUUGAGUGAUUUAGUCU
Messenger RNA from Cannabis sativa, 2076 nucleotides. RefSeq names its product (3S,6E)-nerolidol synthase 1. The record is from RefSeq and is a predicted model, not a curated record. The coding region runs from base 103 to 1758 and encodes 551 amino acids. Gene Ontology annotation, molecular function: terpene synthase activity; magnesium ion binding. The transcript is spliced from 7 exons. NCBI's taxonomy places the organism in Eukaryota, Viridiplantae, Streptophyta, Magnoliopsida, Rosales, Cannabaceae.